UGCGGCCGCUCGGUGCCGGCCCCGCUGGCGCCGCCCGCAGCUCCCGCGGCUCCUCUGCCUAUUUUAGUCACAGCCGCGGCUCCGUGCCCGCCGCGGGACCGCCAGACCCGGGCUGUUGCCGUCCUGUCCGGGCGGCCCGGAAAGUUUUCCGCGGGGCAGGAGUUUCAAGAUGAAUACUACAGCAAUGAGCCCACUCACCGUUACUCCACUGGGUUUUGUUCCAGACUUAAAAAAUUCCACCCUUGAUCCUCUCAAUGAGACUGCAUGUGAAAACUGGAAAGAGAUUCAUCAUCUUGUUUUCCACGUGGCAAACAUUUGCUUUGCAGUUGGACUGGUUAUUCCAACUACUUUAAAUCUUCAUAUGAUUCUUCUGCGAGGCCUGCUCACUAUAGGAUGUGCAUUAUUCAUCAUUUGGGCUACACUCUAUCGUUGUGCCUUGGACAUAAUGAUCUGGAAUUCUGUGUUUUUGGUUGUCAAUCUUUUGCAUUUCAUAUACCUAGUGUAUAAAAGAAGACCGAUCAAGAUAGAGAAGGAGCUUAGCAGCCUCUACAAGAGAAUGUUUGAACCUCUCCAUGUGCCUCCAGAGCUCUUCCAAAGACUAACUGGACAAUUCUGCAACAUUCAGACUUUGAAGACAGGUCAAUCCUAUGCAGCAGAAGAUAAAACAUCAGUUGAUGAUAGGCUAAGCAUCCUGCUGAAGGGGAAAAUGAAGGUGUCCUAUCGAGGGCAUUUUCUGCAUAAUAUUUACCCCUGUGCCUUUAUAGAUUCUCCUGAAUUUCGCUCAACGCAGAUGAACCGGGGUGAGAAAUUCCAGGUCACUAUUAUUGCAGAUGAUAACUGCAAGUUCCUGUGCUGGUCCAGGGAACGGCUGACUUACUUUCUGGAGUCUGAGCCAUUUCUUUAUGAGAUCUUUAAGUACCUUAUUGGCAAAGAUAUUACAAAUAAACUUUAUUCAUUGAAUGACCCAACCUUAAAUGACAAGGCUUCAAAGAAGAUUGACCGACAGCCCAGCCUUUGCUCCCAGCUCUCCGUGAUGCAGAUGAGGAACAGCAUGGCCAGCACCAGUGACAGUGAGGAUGGCUUGCAGAUGUUUCUUCGUGGGACUUCCUCUGCAUCCUCUCUUCGUAGCCAAAGACAAGAGUCAGAUCCCCUGGGAGCCUUCUGUUCCUAAACACACCCAGCUCCUGCAGCCUCUCCAUCACUGCUCCAGCCUCUGGCCAGCUGGGUUACACUCCGCUGCUCUCACUCCAGUGUGUCCAUGUCUUUCUUGUACAGGGAGGCACAAAACUGAUGCAGCACUCCAAAUCCUGUCUCACAAUUGCCAGAUGGAGGGGAUUAAUCUCUUUCAGUGACCUGUUGGCUUUGCUUUUGCUUAUAUGGCUCAAUAUAUGCUGCUAAUGUGGCCCAAUAUAUGGAUGGCACCCUUCACUGCAGGGGCACUCUGCUGACUCGUGUUCUAUUUUGUGUCCACCAGGACACCCAAGUUUGUUUCUGCAAAGCUGCUUUCCAGCCAGCUGGGGCUAGGCUGUAAUGCUGUGUAGGUGUGUCAUGUCCCAGGUUCAGGGAUUUGUCUUUCAUGAACUUGUAGUUUUUGUCAGCUUUUUUCUCUUUUCCAAUGGCCUGUUCCAAGACUCACUGUCCUGCCCUUUGGCCUGUCAGCAGUUUCCCUCAUUACCUGUCUCUUGUCUGUGAAUUUGGCAGAAAUGCAUUCCAUUCCAUCAACCUGGUCAUUCAUAUCUUGAAUAUUAUAGGCCUUGGCCUUGGCCCUUGAGAACACUGCUGGUAACCAACCAUCCACCAACAGCUGGGUUUUGUACUGCUGUUCACCACCUUGUGAACUUGUCAGUACAGCAGAUUUUCCACGGAAGCUGUAGUCCAUCUACCCAGUCUGUUUCCCAUUUGUCUGGAAGUACCCAGUGGCAGACUGGAGGGCUGUGCUGCCAUCCCUGUAAACAACAUCUGCUGUGCUCCAUUCAUGCAGAGAAGCCAUCAGCUCACCACCAAAGGUGGAAGGUGGUCAGAUGCAAUCAGCAUCCGUGAUGGCUUUCCCAGUCACUUUCCCACCCCUUGUGUGCUUGCACAUGGCUUCCAGGAAGACAAGCUUCAUAGUCUUCCUGGGAAAUUAAUUUAGACUGCUAGGCCUGGAUGUGUCAUCCUCCCCUUCAUCAAAAUGGCUGUGAUCUUGGCAUUUCCAUUUGUGUCCCCUGACUGCAAUCACCUUUCCAAGAUGGUAGAGGGGGCUUUGCAAUUGUAUCAGCCAAUGCUUGGCACCCUUGGAUGCAGCCCAUGUGGUUCCACAAUCUUGUGUUCACGCUGUGGACUUGAGGUGUUCCUAACUCAGUCCAGGUUUCCUGUCAGUCAAGCAUCACCCUCUGUCUCUAGCACUGGAUGCAGAGCCCCAGCAGGCCUCAGGACAAACCUCUAAAGAAAAAACUCAAUACAAAUAGUUACUGGAUAGCUCAGACUUUCUGAUCUUCCUGUGUCCUGUGCAUCACUGAACUCUUGCCUCACAGUUACCCUGGUCUUUCUUUUGUUGCUGAUUUAUUUGUAGAUGCCUUUCUUGUUGCCUUUCGCUAGAUCCAGGUCUAGCUGAGGUUUGGCUUCCCUCAUUUCAUCACCGCAUGCUUGGGCCAUGGUUCUGUGUUCCCUCCAAAGAGCUCAUCCCCGCUUACACUUUGUGUUUGUCUGUUCUGAGUCUGUCAGAACUUUCCUGUUCAUUUAUGCCACCCUUCUACCCUACUUGCCCAGCUUUUUGUGCACUGGAAUGAGCUGUCCUUGUGUUUUGAGGAAGGUGUCCUCGACGAUCAACCAUCUGUCCUUAGGUCCCUUCGCAAGCCUUGUCCCAUGAGUUCCUGCCAAGUAAAACCCUGAGCAAGCCACAGUCCCCUGUGCUAUAAGGCUGUAAUUCUGCUAUUUGUCUUGCACACACUCAGUAUCUUAAACUCCACCAGCUCCUGGACAGUGCAGCCAAGAUUACCAGCAGCCUUCAGCUCCUGAUGAGUUCUUCCUUGUUCAUCAGUGACAGGUCCAGCAGAGCGCCUUCCCUAGUUGACUCAUCGAUUACUGGCAUGAAGGAAUUGCCUGCUACAUUCCAGAAAUCUCCUGGACUGCCUGCUCCCAGCCCUGUUGCCUUUCCACCAGAUACCAGGGUGGUUAAAACUUCCCAGGAUCGCCAAGGCCUGUGACCCAGUUGUUGAAAGAAGCUUCCUUCUCCUUGCUCUUCUUGAUCAGGCAGCCUGUAGACAUUCCUGCCAUGAAGUCUCCUGUGUUGGUCUGUUCUCUGAUCUUUGCCUUUAAACCCUCGAGUGGCUUUUCACCUGUUCCAUGCACAGCAAAGUUCUGUGAAAUUGAAGCCACUCCUUUGCACAGAGAGCCUUUGGGUGAAUUUUGAAUUUGCACACUCAGAAAUUGUAAAACUGUGUUUGUGCGUUUAGUUAGAAUUGUCUCUUUCAGGCUUAACAGCAAAACUCUUACACCAAUAUUUCAGCUUUGGGAGAAAGUACUUGAAAUGCAUGACAAGUUCAGCUGUAAUUAUAUAAAUCUCCAAGAUGCACAUACUUCAUAAAUACA
This is a messenger RNA of Passer domesticus (house sparrow), 3570 nucleotides long. RefSeq names its product blood vessel epicardial substance (gene POPDC1). Gene Ontology annotation, molecular function: cAMP binding. Gene Ontology annotation, biological process: skeletal muscle tissue development; heart development; striated muscle cell differentiation. The record is from RefSeq and is a predicted model, not a curated record. NCBI's taxonomy places the organism in Eukaryota, Metazoa, Chordata, Aves, Passeriformes, Passeridae. Gene Ontology annotation, cellular component: sarcolemma. Bases 170 to 1171 code for a protein of 333 amino acids. The transcript has 8 exons.